This is a messenger RNA of Syngnathoides biaculeatus (alligator pipefish), 3998 nucleotides long. RefSeq names its product solute carrier family 35 member B3 (gene slc35b3). Gene Ontology annotation, biological process: transmembrane transport. Bases 257 to 1381 code for a protein of 374 amino acids. The transcript has 10 exons. Lineage: Eukaryota; Metazoa; Chordata; Actinopteri; Syngnathiformes; Syngnathidae. The record is from RefSeq and is a predicted model, not a curated record. Gene Ontology annotation, molecular function: 3'-phosphoadenosine 5'-phosphosulfate transmembrane transporter activity. Gene Ontology annotation, cellular component: endoplasmic reticulum membrane; Golgi membrane.
UUCAGAGGUCACCAAAUUCCGGAAGUUGUUGGCUGCUUAUCCUGUUGCAGCUUGCCACUUCGUUGCAAAGCGGUUCUUUUAAUUUGUUUGUAAAUUGAUAUCUUGCUAACGGCUACAAGGAUUUAGGAGGAUUUUAUCACCGUCAAAAAUUACUUUGGGAUUUUGGGAGUUAUGCUUUUCGCCGGAAUAACACCACGGGAGGAACAUAAGACAACGUAAAUCAACCGGGAAGGUUGAGCCACAAGCAGUGGACAAAAUGAGUGCUAAAUAUGGCCUGGUUGAGCACAACAGUUCACGGAAGCACGUUUCCAUAUCCGUUCCAUCAUCCACAGAGACUAUGUCCCCCCAUAUAAAAUCUCUGGAGGAACUGAGGGUUCUGGGGAUCAGCCUCAGCAACUUCAGUACGCCCACACAGUUCUUCAUCUGUGUGGCUGGAGUCUUCCUCUUUUACCUCAUUUAUGGCUAUCUACAGGAGCUAAUAUUUUCUGUGGAGGGGUUCAAGCCCUUUGCUUGGUACCUCACUCUUGUACAGUUUGGUUUGUACUCUGUCUUUGGACUCGUUGAGCUUCAAUUCACACACGAUAAACGCAGAAGGAUACCCGGGAAGAUAUAUAUGAUCCUUGCAUUUCUAACAGUGGGCACCAUUGGUCUAUCUAACUCCUCUCUUGGUUACUUGAACUACCCAACACAGGUCAUCUUUAAGUGCUGUAAACUAAUUCCCGUCAUGAUUGGGGGAGUAUUUGUACAAGGUAAACGCUAUAAUGUGGCUGAUGUGUCUGCUGCUGUCUGCAUGAGUUUUGGACUUAUCUGGUUCACACUUGCUGACAGCAAAGUAGCACCCAACUUCAAUUUCACAGGGGUUCUCCUCAUUUCCCUGGCACUGUGUGCUGAUGCUGCUAUUGGAAAUGUACAGGAGAAAGCCAUGAAACUUCAUAAUGGCUCCAAUUCUGAAAUGGUGCUGUACUCAUACUCCAUCGGGUUCGUGUACAUAUUGACAGGACUGUUCUGUGUGGGUGGACUGGGACCAGCUGUGGCUUUCUUCUCAGAGGACCCUGUGAAGACGUAUGGCUAUGCGUUCUUUUUCUCUCUUUCUGGUUUUUUGGGCAUCUCUUUUGUGUUGGCUUUGAUUAAGCUGUUUGAUGCUCUGGUUGCAGUUACAGUGACUACAGGGCGGAAAGCCAUGUCAAUUGUAUUUUCCUUCAUGUUCUUCACCAAACCCUUCACUUUUCAGUACAUCUGGGGUGGCCUUCUGGUUGUCUUUGGCAUCUUCUUGAAUGUUUACAAUAAAAACAGCGAGAGAAUGAAGCUUCCCUCACUCAAGGACCUUAGGAGCUGGCUGCUGAAUGAAAAGAAAGUCCGACUUCUUUCACACAAUGUAUGAGAGGUGUCCAUUGGUGGAUCCGAUCACGGGCUUUGGGCUUCAUACGAUCAACAUAGAGCAAAGGAUGUGUGUUCUUUUUCCACCAAUCAGCCUCACAUGCCCAAUGACUGUACUACAACACCUUAUGGAAUUUUGGGGCUUGCUCUAGCAGGAGACAACUGGGACAGAGUGAAACUGCCUCAAACUGAAAGGGUUGUUGGUAUCAGAAGGAAUAAUUGUUGGUAGGCUGUUUUUGAAUCCAUAUCAACAGUGUUGCCAACGUGGACACUGAAGACCAAAGCAGGAGGAAAGUUGUGUAGGAAGUUACCCCCACCUCAGCCCCAUCUCAGUAGAACUAUAUUUUACAUUAAUUACUAUUAAUUACUACGUGCCAGAAAAAGUAGAUUUAUUUUAAAAGUUUUUCAACUAUGAAGAAUUUGCUCUUUGAAUGUUUGCAUCAAAUAUGAUUUUGGAGUGUUCUAUUCAAAUACUACAAUGUGCUAUCAUUAUGUGUUUGGAUGAACCAUCUUUUUUUUUUUUUUAACAAUAAAACAAUCUCCGUAUGUUGUAUUGUUAGAACAAGUCUUUCCGUGACUUUGCACUCACCAAAGUAUUAGGUGGUGUCAAUGUCCUUAACUAUUGAGACACUGACACAGUUCUCAACAUUUUGUCUCUAAACCACCCAAGUAGUUUUGAAAUGAAACAAAAUGUUUCAAAGAUUAUGGAACUACAUUUUUGUUCAAAAAGAAAAAAAAAAUCAUUUCCACCCAAACCACAACGAGACAUCACACAAUGCUGAUGGAGGUGUUCAGCUCCUCUAACAUGCUGAAGUUUUCAGUAUUUGAUUUGAUACAUUGGCACCUCUACUAGGGAAAAUCUCUUAUAACAAGAGAUUCAGGUUACGAAAAGCCUCACCGAAAAUUGUUCGUCUGUAGUUACGAAAGAAAUUCAGGAUACGAAAGGGGAAAAAAUGCGGCUGGAUUCCAACGAACGUAAACAUCCUGUACUGUAUCUUGGUUUGAAAGUGGCGCGAUAGAGCUGCUCUCCAUUGGCUACUGUCACAGCAUCUUCCUGGCAUCACAUCCCUCCAUUGGCUAUGAGUGAUGACUAAGUUUUUUUUCUUUUUUUUUGUUGGGUUGGUAAGUCAAUCUUUUCCAGUGAUGGACUUCCUGUAUCUUCAUCACCGAAUCCAUUGUCAUAUGCUUGCGCACACUCAUACUAUACAAUUUCUUUCCGGAUUUAUUCAUCUUUUUUCACCAUGGGCCCCCAGAAAUUGCCAAUGCCAGUGAAAAGAACACAGUUGUUUUGUCCAUCAAAACAAAACAAGAAAUUGUCAAGAAGUAUGAAAAAGACAUGCAUCCUUGUGGCUUCAUGCUGCUAUUGCGCCACAGGAUUUUUAAAGGUUUGAAGUUGAGUUUGAACCUGAAGUUAAGGAAAUUGUUUCGCUCGGAAAGGCUGAGGACAUCAGCGAGUGCAGGAGCACACGAUGAUCUUUCCACGUCCAAUAGCCCCACGUGGAUCUUUCGACAGAUGAGCUAAAGGAGCUGGGGACGAUGCAACAGGCAAUACACCAGCAGUUUGCGGCAUAGAGGGGGGCCACUAUUGUGUCAGCCAGAAUAAAAGAAGUGUUGACAAAAUUCCAUGACAUUUACGAAUUAUUUCAAAAGAAUCAUCCAGAAAAUGUUACCUAGUCGAGCUAUCGCUCCCUUGAAUGACGUUUGCCUUGUAAAUUUAUGUAAGAUUAUUAAAAGCCGUCAAAGGCAAAUGUCCUUGGAUUGGUAUUUCACGCAACAUUGAAAGUUAAUGUUUCUUUUGAAUUUGCUGUUUGUUGAAUUUAUUAAUUUUGGUGGAAUUAAGUUAAGUGCGUGCCUCCACUUCUGUCCCUGACAAUGCCUUUUUGUUCGCCAUGCACACUUUGCAUAUUUGCUCAACGCCAAAGGUAGAUGAACAAAUGUUUUUCUUAUUCUUUCCAUUAUGUACACUUUGCUUAUUUUUAAGGUAAAUGAACAUAAUUUUGUAUUAUUAUCACUGUAUUUGCUAGCGACUAUAGUUAUUCUUGUACUGGCUCAGCAGCCGGCGCACCUAAAUGAGGUAGUAGAAGUAGUAAUCAUCGAAUUUGUCCCAUUACUUUUGGUCAUUUAGAAAGUGGGAGGCUUAUUUCAAAACUACUAUAAUUCCUACAGUCUUAAAAACCUGUUUUGGAUGUAAAGUUCUGGAGUUUAGUAGUUCCCUGCUAAACUUUUUCUAUAGAACAUUUCUACAGCAUUUCUAUAGAAAUAUCUAUGGAAAUGCUGUAGAAAUUCAAUAUAACUUGAGGACCCAAGUUCUAUAGAACUGUUCUAAUGAAAUUGUACUCAAGUACUUUAAGACCAUUGUUCUAUAGAACUGUUUUCUGAAGACAGUUCUGUUCUAGAGAACUGUUCGAAAGAACUGAAACGACAUUGCUUCUACUUUGUAUUCGUAAAUUGCAUUAAUGUGACAAUCCCACAUACAUUCAAUCAUUGAGCCAUUAAAACAUCAUAGAUGAUAGAAACCUUUAUUAUGCAGUGUGAAACCAGACUGUCUUUCAAUCAUACAGACAAUUACAAACAGGUUAUUCAGCUCACAGUAAUACAUGCAUGUUUAACAUUUAGAAUAA